Rhinocladiella mackenziei CBS 650.93 is the source of this 2505-nucleotide messenger RNA. RefSeq lists its product as uncharacterized. Gene Ontology annotation, molecular function: NAD binding; malate dehydrogenase (decarboxylating) (NAD+) activity. Gene Ontology annotation, cellular component: mitochondrion. The transcript is spliced from 4 exons. The record is from RefSeq and is a predicted model, not a curated record. Gene Ontology annotation, biological process: pyruvate metabolic process; malate metabolic process. Bases 1 to 2505 code for a protein of 834 amino acids. NCBI's taxonomy places the organism in Eukaryota, Fungi, Ascomycota, Eurotiomycetes, Chaetothyriales, Herpotrichiellaceae.
AUGCUCUACAAAAUCACCAGGCACCCCAAGUUGAGGAGACUCAAUCUCAUCAACUUCAUUCAAUCGGCACCUAUGUCUACCACCACUACCGUCCAGGCCCCCGUGGCCCAAACUGUGGGCACUUUGGGAACUGUCCCGACUCCUACCACUCCCCAUCAUCGACCCAAACACACCCACGCUACCGCCCAUGUUCCCAAUCGAGCGGCUCAUUAUGACACCUCCCUGUCUGUGCCAGUCCGCAAAUACCUCCAGACGUACGGAUUGACUCCUCCUCGUGCCGAGAGCUACGAGGUGCAGAAGAAGAGAUGUCUGGCACAAUUGGCCUUGAAAACCACGCCCAUUGAAAGAUUCCUGUAUCUGAGCACGCUGAGAUACAACAAUGUACACCUUUUCUAUCGGUUGUUGACAGAUCACUUCACGGAGCUGACUCCAUUGGUCUACACUCCGACCGUUGGAGAAGCAUGCCAAAGAUGGUCGGAGAUCUACCAGCAGCCGGAGGGGAUGUACUUGAGCUUUGAAGACCGUGGCCACCUGUCGACUAUCAUCCAAAAUUGGCCCCAGUCCAGUGUCGAAAUCACGGUCAUUACCGAUGGUUCUCGAAUUCUCGGACUGGGAGAUUUGGGCGUUGGUGGCAUGGGUAUUCCCAUCGGCAAGCUCGCCCUGUACACCGGCUGUGCUGGUAUCCGGCCCGAAGGCACCCUGCCCUUGACCGUGGACUUGGGGACGAGCAACAAGGCUUUGCACGAAGACCCACUGUAUAUGGGCAGCCGGAGAGACAAGGUGACUCCGGAGGAAGAGAUUGACUUCCUCGACGAACUGAUGGCUGCGUUGAAAGAGCGCUGGCCAGACAUUGUCAUCCAGUUCGAAGAUUGGAAGAACCCGUUCCCUUCUCUGGAACGAUAUCGUCAUGACUACGCCAUGUUCAACGACGAUAUCCAGGGCACCGGAGCUGUCAUCAUGGGCGGCAUUAUUGGUGCCGUCACACAAUCUGGCGUUUCCCCCAAAGAUCACCGUGCGGUUUUCCUCGGGUCCGGAUCGGCGGGUGUCGGCGUGGCCAAACAAAUCGUGGACUAUUUCAUGCACGAGGGUCUGACGGAAGAAGAGGCCAAGUCAUGUUUCUGGCUCGUUGACAGCAAGGGUCUCGUCACUCAAGACAGAGGUGACAAGCUCGCCGAACACAAAAUCUAUUUCUCUCGAACCGACAACAACGGCCAACAAUUCAAGACCUUGGACGAGGUAAUUGAAUAUGUCAAGCCGACUAUCCUAAUGGGUCUUAGCACCAUCGGCGGGGCCUUCACCCCGGAGAUCCUGCAGAAGAUGGGCGAAUGGAAUAACAGACCAAUCAUCUUCCCCCUCUCCAACCCAUCGUCCAAGUCCGAAUGCACGUUCGAGGAAGCCAUCGCUCAUACCGAUGGACGAGCCCUGUUUGCCUCUGGAUCACCAUUCCAGCCAGUCAUGUACAAGGACAAGAUGUACCACCCUGGCCAGGGAAACAACAUGUACGUUUUCCCGGGCAUUGGUCUCGGAGCCAUCCUCUCCAAGGCCGUGCAGGUGACGCCCAACAUGAUCUACGCUUCGGGUGAGGCGCUCCCUACCAUGAUCACUGAAGAAGAGAAGCAGCUUGCUCUCCUCUACCCGGCCAUCACGCGCAUUCGCGAUGUUAGUGUUCGUGUGGCACGGUAUGUUAUCCGUGCUGCCCAAAAGGACAAUGUUGACCGACUACACCAUCUGCGUGAUAUGAGUGAUGAAAAUUUGGAAGCUUGGAUCAAGGACAAGAUGUAUGAUCCUCACAAGGAGACGGAAGAACUCGAGAACGAGGUUCGCGAGCUCGUCGAGGACUUGACUAGUUCUCCGAGAUUCAAUGCCCGCGCCCGGGGCCAAUUCAAACCGCAACGCGCGAAUAAAGGUACCACUAGCUAUCAGCUAAGACAGUUUGCCGAAGCGACACUAGGAAGUGGAAGUUUAAGAAAGGCCGUCAAAUUACCCGAGGGCGAGGAUCUGAACGAGUGGCUUGCGGUCAAUGUAGUGGUCGAUUUUUACAACCAGAUCAACCUGCUUUACGGCUCUAUCACUGAAUUCUGCUCUCCGCAAUCAUGUCCCGAGAUGAAAGCCACUGAUGAAUUCGAAUACCUCUGGCAAGACGCUGCGACUGGGUACCCGAAACCCACCAAGAUGCCGGCGCCAGAGUACAUCGAGCAUUUGAUGACCUGGGUGCAAUCCAACAUUGACAACGAAUCGACCUUUCCGUCGCGCAUUGGCGUUCCGUUCCCCAAACACUUCCCAGCUACGGUCCGCCAGCUUUUCAAACGGCUCUAUCGUGUCUAUGCCCACAUCUACUGCCACCACUAUCAGGUCAUCGUCCAUUUGGGCCUCGAGCCACACCUGAACACCAGCUUCAAACACUACGUCCUGUUCAUCGAUGAACAUGGGUUGGAAAAGGGCGGUGGCAAGGAUUAUUGGGGCCCCCUCGGUGAUUUGGUCGAGAGUAUGCUGAAGAGUGAUUGA